AUGAGCGACAGCGAUGUCGACGAGGACGAGCUCCUCCAGAUGGCCCUGCAGGAGCAGGCGGCGCGGGACCUCAGCCACCAGCGCCCGGGCGCCGCGAACAAGCCCGUCGUCAACCUCGUCCGCCCCCCCGCCCGCGGCGCCAACGCCCGCGGAGGGGGUGCCGCCAAGGCGCGCCAGCCCAGCCGCGGCGGGGACGAGGACGAAGACUCCGAGGUCGAGCUGCUCUCCAUUUCUUCCGGCGACGAGGACGGCGCCCCCGCCCGCGAGCGCGGCCCCCCGCCGCCCCGGGGGGGCGGACGUGCCGGGGCCCGGAGGGCGGCGUCGCGGGACGAUGGCGAUCUCGACGACGCCGAACCCAGGAGCUGGAAACGCGUCGACGAGGCCGAGCUUGCACGCAGGGUUCGGGAAAUGCGUGAAGCAAGGGCAGCUCCUAGUGCUCAAGCAAUUGAUCAGACAGCAGCAGCAGCUCGGAAGGCACUCACAAGUGUACAGACUUUACCUAAAGGAGUGGAGGUUUUGGAUCCAUUGGGCCUCGGUAUCAUGGACAAUAAGUCCCUGCGACUAAUCACUGAUUCUUCAGUAAGUUCUCCAAUUUCAAGGGAGAAGUCUCAGGGUUUGGACCCCAGUAUGCGAGACAAAGUUGUAUAUUCUUCUCCAAAUUUCGAUCCCAAGGUUUUUCUUUCGUGGGUUCACAAAGAUACUAGUGCUGCUGAUUUAGAGUCUGGUGCUCUUACCUUGAAAACUGAUCUCAAAGGGAGAACACAGCAGAAAAAACAAUUAGUCAAGGAGAACUUUGAUUGUUUUGUCUCAUGCAAAACUACAAUAGAUGACAUCGAGUCGAAACUUAGGCAGAUAGAAGAAGAUCCUGAAGGUGCAGGUACUGUUCACUUGUAUUCAGUCACAACAAAAAUCAGCGGUGUGGCAAAUCGUGCAUUCGAGCCUCUAUUCGAGAGGCAGGCCCAAGCUGAAAAGAUCAGAUCUGUUCAAGGAAUGCUUCAGAGAUUUCGGACACUAUUUAACCUCCCAAGUGCAAUUCGUGGCAACAUUAGGAAAGGAGAGUAUGAUCUAGCUGUCAGAGAGUACCAGAAAGCAAAAUCAAUUGUCCUUCCUUCUCAUGUCGGAAUACUCAAACGUGUACUUGAGGAAGUGGAGAAGGUAAUGCAGGAAUUCAGGGGCAAGCUUUAUAAGACAAUGGAAGAUCCUCAUCUCGACCUUGCUGAGCUUGAAAACAUUGUCCGACUACUGUUGGAGUUGGAACCCGAGACUGAUCCAGUGUGGCAUUAUCUUAAUAUUCAGAAUGGCAGGAUUCAUGGAUUGUUCGAGAAGUGCAGCUUAGAUCAUGAAGCACGAAUGGAGAUUUUGCAAAAUAAAAUUCGUGAGAAAGUGCUAUCUGAUUCAAAAUGGAGACAGUUGCAACAAGACUCAAAUAAAUCAUUGGAAGUUGAUUCUGGUGAUUCUUUUCAAGAUGAUCAAUUGUCAUCAAACUUCAUGGCUGAAGAGGCUGAUAGUUUAAGGGCGACCUACAUCCGAAGGUUAAAUGUUGUACUGAUGCAGCAUGUUCCAGCAUUCUGGAGGUUAGCAUUAUCUGUCUUCAGUGGAAAAUUUGCCAAGGCAGCUGCUGGGAAUGUACUUGCUGAUGCUGACAUGAAUGCAAAAUCUGGUACAAAUAAAACUGACGAUAAAAGUGCGGAGGCAAAGUACACAAACCAUAGUCUUGAUGAAGUUGCAAGUAUGGUUUGUGCUACUGUAUCUGCUUUCGACACCAAGGUUCAGAAUACAUUCCGUGAUUUUGCGGAGUGCAACAUUCUUCGUCCAUAUAUGGGUGACGCUAUAAAAGAAAUAGCUAAGGCCUGUCAGACACUUGAAGGGAAGGAUUCAUCUCCAAGUGCUGUUCAAAUGUUACAUGCCCUUCAUUUUGAAAUGACAAAGCUUUACAUCCUACGACUUUGUUCUUGGAUGCGGGCAACAACUAAGGAGGUAUCAAAAUGUGAGACUUGGGUUACUUUGUCCACCCUUGAGAGAAACAAGUCUCUCUAUGCAAUUUCAUGCCUUCCAUUUGAGUUCCGUGGAAUCACAAUUUCAGCAAUGGACCGGAUCGAAUCAAUGAUCUUUAAUCUGAGGAGUGAGACUGCUAAGUCUUUUGACAUUUCUCAACAGCUUCAGGAAAUCAAUGAGUCUGUUAGACUCGCAUUUCUAACUUCUUUUCGGGAUUUUGCGGGUUAUCUGGGGACAUUUGGUGGGGAAUUAGCUCAGAGUAGAUCAAAUAAAGAGAACAAUCAUGUGCAGAAUGGGUAUAUAAAUGGUACUGAUAAAGAAACAUCUAGCAUGGAUGGAGAUUUGCACAAGAAGCUGUUGGUUGUUCUGAGUAACAUUGGAUAUUGUAAAGCUGAACUUUCAGAUGAACUAUAUAACAAAUAUAGGCACAUUUGGUCCCCAAUCAGGGAUAAUGAUGAGCGUAGUGCUGACAUGCGAGAGCUCAUGAUGUCCUUCUCCAGACUUGAGGAUCAAGUCCUGGAACAAUAUACUUGUGCAAAGUCAAACUUGAUCAGAAGUGCUGCACAGAGCUAUCUGUUAGAUUCUGGGAUUAAUUGGGGAGCAGCACCGGUAGUAAAGGGCAUUCGAGAUGCAACUCUUGAUUUACUUCAUAUCCUUGUAGCCGUACAUGCAGAGGUGUACUCUGGUGCAAGGCCUUUGUUGGAGAAGACGAUGAACAUUUUGGUUGAGGGCUUGAUCGACAUUUUUCUUAGUCUUUUCUACGAGCAUAAGGCCAAGGAUCUCAGACUGUUGGAUGCAAAUGGUUUCUGUCAGCUCAUGCUUGAGCUUGAGUAUUUUGAAACUGUGUUAAACACAUACUUCUCAACUGAGGCACAGCAAGCUCUGAAAUCCUUGCAAGAGAGUUUGUUGGAGAAAGCCUGUGAAAGUGUGGCUGAAGCCUUGGAGAAUCCUGGACAUCAGCGUCGACCUACUCGUGGCAGUGAAGAUGCUGCAUCGGAUGAUAAACAAGUGCCAUCAGUAUCACCCGAUGAUUUGCUUGUUCUUGCUCAGCAAUGUGGGAGCGAUCUACUGCAAGGGGAGCUGGAGAAAACCCGAUUAAAUAUAGCAUGCUUUAUGGAGUCAACUCUUCAGUCAACAUCUGCACCUGCAGGCUCAAAACCUUCAGCUUAUUCUUCUUACCAGGCACCAGCACCACAUCACCCGGUUCAAGUCUCCUCCCCUAGUUUUAGAAGGCAGCAGACAAGUACAAAUUCUCCUAUAGUCUCCAGACGACGUCGAUGAACUUGAUUCUGAGAGAGCGAUUGUUCAUGAUGUGGUCUCUUCACUAAAUUUCUUUAUUCAUCUUGCCUUUUUUUCUCUCUCUUUCCACUCAUUGUAAUUAGUGUCCUGUUGUGUAUUAUGAAUUUUGAUCCAUGUUUCUGGUGUUGUAUGAUAAAAGGGGGUACAGGUGCUGCCGAACGGGACUAUCUACUUGUAAAAUCUCUGGAAACUGGAAUUGCUAGUAACUUGUUUUCUGAGAUACCAUGAUAAAUUACUUAUCUUGAAGCCAGAGGUAAUGUUUAACCAAACAAUGAUUCAGUUGA
This is a messenger RNA of Brachypodium distachyon (stiff brome), 3578 nucleotides long. RefSeq names its product exocyst complex component SEC5B. Gene Ontology annotation, cellular component: exocyst. Gene Ontology annotation, biological process: Golgi to plasma membrane transport; exocytosis. The coding region runs from base 1 to 3276 and encodes 1091 amino acids. The record is from RefSeq and is a predicted model, not a curated record. The transcript has 21 exons. Lineage: Eukaryota; Viridiplantae; Streptophyta; Magnoliopsida; Poales; Poaceae.